AGUCAGCAGAGUUGGUGCGCGGACCGCAUAUCGUUGAUUUGAUUGCUUCGCGCGUUUCUUGUUUGCGUUGCAUUCGAUUUUGUCUGGUGUGCGCGAAAAAAAAAAAUUCUAGGGGUACCAAUUCACUGUUUUUGGACUUAUCCCUUAUACUGAGACAAUUUUCGAUAGAGUAAAAUAUUCCUAUUUUCAUUGGAAAAUUUUGUGAAACUCACUAGGCAUGGUUUGUGAUUGGUAUAUCUGAUGAUGUGCUUGGCCGUGCUUGGUGACUGACGUUCUGAUCCAUAAAAAAUGGCUAUAAAAUAAGACAUACUAUGCAAAACAGUAUUAACAAGUUAUUUAUUUUUAAGCUCAUGUUGUCGUUUUUAGUUCGUUGAAUUGCCGGUAUGUGUGUGUAUGUUUUCCUGACCAAAAAAGAUGUGCGGAUAACUUACUGAAUCAUACAGAAAAGUGUUGAUAGCGGGUAAUUUAAAAUGAUCUAAAUAUGCACUGUGAAAGAGUAUGUAAGUGAGAAGUUAUUUUUUCAAUCAGUGAAAUCUCAGUUGCCGAAAAGAAAACACGGCAGAAUAUUGCAGAAAGGUGAAGUCGAUAAAAUCUGGUACAAGGAUCAACAUGAAAUUAUAUCGAUGUUGAACACGCGCUUCGUUGAAAUGAUCUCUCCCAUCGUAAGAGGCCGGCGGCGUAAAGCAAACAGCACGGCUAUCAUCAUAAGCGCGAGUGUUCUAGAGUGAGAGUGUUAAUUUUAUUGAUUGCAUUUUGCUGCUCUGACUUUUCACCGUCCGGUAAUAUUCUCCUCGAGUCAUCGGUUAUUACGUUCUCUAUUAUCGAACUAUGAUCUCUUCAUUCAGUGCGCGUUACAGUCUUCCCAUGACCAGAAAUUACGCACAACUCACCGUCAGUUUGUGAACACGCAAGUGAAUCAGGAAAAAGUGUACAGUCGUUUAUUCGAUUGUGUCUGGCGAAUGCCUCUUUGCAGACCCCGAAGUAUUGUAAAAAGUAUGUUAACAAAUAGUACUUGAAGGUCACUGAACUUACGCCUGCUAGUAACGCUCGGAGAAGGCAAGAGAUGAUGAUUUUGCUCGGCAGAAACGGCAGUUUACAACGAAUUUUACAAAUCUCAACAUAAAUUAUGAAACAUCAGCAUCUGUAGCAAAAACGAAGCAGUGAAAAUGCUGAAAAUGUGCAUAGCUUGGAUAAUUAUGAUAUAUCCACAUACACGAGGCGAACGUGUCGAGUAGAUUGAAUGUCGAUCGUGAUCACUGAAGAAGCAGUUUCGUGCGUGAAGUAUAUAUAUUUAACUGAGUUGAGCUUCAUUCCGAUGUCACGAAUUCAGUUAGUGCGUUGGAUACUUCAGUCGCAUUUUGUCAUGUCGAGUGGCAUCUGUAUAGGUAUUGAUGUACCUACAAUCGACUGAUCACUUGAGUACGUCGGAUUUUUGCCGCCCAAUGCAACGAUUGGUAGACAAAAAUUCAGAAAUAGAAGCGGGAGAUUAAGAUAUAAAGAAAACCGGCGAUACCGAACAAAGAGAUGGAAAACUCUCCCCGUAAACAACCGCGCAUGAAUACAUCCAAUAAAAAAUGUGAUGCGGAGAAGAAGAAAGAAGACGGAGUAAAAAAGUGAUAAGUUGAAAAAGAAUAAUAAAAAUCGGAAGGUGAUGAUUAUGAUUGAAUGUCAAGCAGUGCAGUGAAAUAGAAUAAUCAGACGAAGUCAAACGUGUCCGAUAAGUCAGCGAUAGGAAUAAGCUGAUCUAAUUCGUAAAACGUUGUGAUGGCGGAAUGAAUUCGAAUUUACAUAUUUUAUUGGCAGUUUGGGUGAGCUGCUGCCAAUAUUGGAAGAGGAAGUAGUGAAGUUUGUUGACAUGGCAUAGGCAGAAUGCUCACCAGACUUCGGCUUUGAGAGCAAUUCGCUGUCGUACAACAGAGAAAAUGUUUCGUUUUCUGAGUCAGUCGCAUUCGCAAAGAUGACCAACAAAUUCAACAAACAUGAUACUGCACAAAAUAUGAGUCGUAAAAUAUCCGCAGAUGUUAUGCAACAAUGGAACAGAGCAAUACCAGAAUCCGACUACAUACAACUAGGAACGUUACGCUACGGAAUACGUUUGUCAAAUCAAAACCUGCUUAAUCCCAACCUCGGCACAGAAGAAGCUCACCGUGGCACUAGCGCCAAUGUAGCCGCUCAAGCUGCUAGAGUGUCGAUCAAUUCAUGUGACAAUUCAACGACUAAUGGAAGCAGCAAUGUAAGUACUGGUGGUAAUAGCAGCAACAGCAGCAGUGCAACAAAUAAAGUUUGUUGUUGUGUCGGGAGCGGAGCGCUUGAAUUGCCUUGGAACAACAACAACUAUGCACGCACGCGCUUGCCUGUACCGAACACUUCAGCUAAGAAUAGAAAAUCGUCGCCCUCCGCAUCGGCAUCAUCAUCCGCAUCGAGGUUCACUCAUCCACAGCAGUUGCACUCCGCUCAGAAGCAAAUUAGUACUGAGCAAGCAAGCAAAGGAAAACUACAGUACAACAGCCAGCCACCAAAAUCAUUUUUUUCCAACAAUCGUAAUAAUAGUUUCAAAAAGGACAGUGCUGUAGUUGUUGGUAAACCGAACCUUUACCGUGAAACAUCGCACGCCUCCUUUCCAACCGUAUGUUGUUACAGUAAGAGAUACGGUAGUACUUUUAAUAAUAAUGCUAAAAAUAAUAACUUAGUUAAGGUGAGCAACAAGUAUUCCGACAGCAAAAAACUUAAAAUAUUGAACAACAAAAGUGAACCCAAGACCGCGCCGUCGAGUGAAGAUAAUCAAAUAUACGACAUUCGAAAGGGUACGAAUUUAGAAAAUUUUUCAAACUCGAAGCAUUUAUGGUCAGAAUUUUCAGAACAUGGCGCCGCCAAAAGUGCACAGCAUCUCGGCGAAUUUCCUACAGUGGUUCGUAGAAAGGACGUUUUCAGUAGCAGUGAAAACAGUGUGAAGAGAAGCGUUGAUGGCAAUGAUUUAAAUUUAAAUUUGAGAAACGCAUCACCGUUGAAAGAAGCAUGGCCGAAAGAUGUGAACAUAAAUAAUUUGAAGAUAGAAAAUUUAUCAAAUGAGGUAUAUUACGGACCAAAUUCAAGUGUGAGCAGUACGAGGUACAAUAACAAACGCGCUCCGAGAAAAAAUACUGUUUCAACCAGUGCAGAUGUUUGCGUGGACAAGUUGUCAUCGGUGACGCUGUCAGCUAGGUUACCACUAUCAUCACCGCCAUUACAAACUGCAGCAGAAUCUUGGUCACUUGAGGACAGUUUUGAGCACACGGCGUCUUGCGUACCAGUUUCUUCGCCAGUCGAUACUAACUGUACUCAAACCUCAACGGUUCCCCCCUCACCAACCGAUCCGUGUGAACCCGCACUGAGGGCUUCUGCGUAUGACGCGUUACGCCAUAUUUGCAACGAAUCAAACGACCACCAUUUGAGCUGCAUCGAUAGAAACAACAAAUCCGUUAAAAAUAGAACAGCAGGCGAUCGAGAGGAAUCAAAACACAUCACCGAUUUCAGGCAAAAUGUAGAAGAAGAUAUUACGUUCAAAAAUGAUAUUCCUCAGUUUGAAUAUACGGGACUUCGAAAAAGUUCACUUCCGGUAAUUAAUCAUGAGCACGCCACUCGGACACAACCGCGUCGAAAACUUUCCUCUGAUAUUAUUAGUACAACGGCUAAUGCUUGCUUAGAUGGGUCUUCAGCCGUGGUUAUUUGUCACGUUACACCAAAAUUUGGGCCGUCGGUGGACCAGUCAGACGUGGAAACUCGAUUGCAGUCAUUGAACCGAUAUUGUGCUCAAAAUUUGAAUCCAUGUUCAAAUUCAUCAGAACUGGAGGAAUUUAGUUUUAUAGACUCAUCCGAUUUUUCCUCGACAGGAGAAGAUAUUACAGUCGUGAUCAGUGAAGAAAAUAAUCGUGAAUAUCAAAAGUACCAUUCAAUACCAAAAAGAAAUAUUUCUGUGAAUGAAGUGUGGAAUAGUAUUAGUGCACCCGCUCAAAUCACCAAUUACUAUGUUGGUUGUUCAUCGGAUGAGCUUAGUAGUGUAUGUAAUGGCGGCGAGUCGAUUCCUGCGGUAGUAAUAAAUGAGUAUGUUGGUAAUUCAUGGCAAAGUACUGAUGAAGUCAACAGUGCAAAACACAUCAAAGCGAAUAAACCUUUCAAUCCAAAUUGUAAAGAAAACCAGAACCAGAAACAAAACGAACAGUUUGCCGUCUAUGAACGAGAAAUUACUUCUAGUGUCCAAAAAGAUAGUAAUAACAAUCAACAUGCUAAAGAUGGUGGCAAGGAGUUGAAGUGUGUCUUGUCUAAUAAUAGUAGCAACAGAUUCGAUGGUGAUGAAAAUAUAGUGUUUAGUGAUCGGGGAUCAUCACCAGUGGAGAGUGAUACUAUAUCGGCAGAUAGCGCACCAAGAAAUUGGAAUUUCUUCGGUAAAAACCAACUUUAUGCCAGGAUAUCUCCAGAAAAGAUAAUGGAAAAGAGAAACAACACACUGGACAGAUUACAAAAGUUGGUUAAAAAGACGACAUCAGGUUCUAAUGAGAGAUCGAACGACAAGCAUGGCACAAAAACAGAGCGGCUUAGAGAGCUAACGGAACUUCUGAAAGGGAGUAGAGCUCCGCCUAUACCACCUCCUCGUAGGGCAAAAAAUUUACAAACUAUCGAUCGCAAUCUCCAUUGUCCACACACGGCAGCAUCUACUACAAGCCUAUUGAACAUUGACACCAUACACAGUAUUGAAAAUCGAAGUAAUUUGAAGAAAACAAAAGAGUCACGAUCGAUAGAUAUUCCAUAUCAAUUUACUGAAUGCAAUCAAGCCUCGACUCCUAGUUCGCCGUUGACUGAUCAUAAAGUCAAUCUUAGGGCGAACGUAAGUACAUCUAAUCUGGAAUGCUUACAAAGUACUUCUACCAAAGAUUCGAAGGUAGAAGAAGCAAAAUCUGUGACAUCUUUCAGAGAUGAGGAUGACAUUUUUUGCAAACUCCCAAAGCCAGAAUCACGAACAAUCGUUGGGUCGUACACACAAAAAACUAUCCCGUUUAGAAGUGCGUCUUUUUCCCAAGUGGAUUACUCUUCUGGAAAAUAUAUUCGAUCGGCUCUAGGAGCCAUUAAAAACAGUCUGUUGCGAGGUAAAGACAAUUCUGUAAUGGAGAAUACACCGCUUCCAAAAGAAAAUGCAACCGAAUUCACGCGAAGUUGCAGUCCGGCACAAUUCUUCUCAACAUCGGAGUCAGAUUCUGUGAUUGAUGAUAAUGAAGUUUCUAGAACACUAGUGAAAAAAACCGAACUCAAUAUUAAUCUGUACCCACCAGAUACUUUCGAGAGAUGCGAUGGGUUGGAUGGGCGGGAAUUAUCAUCGAAUAGAAAUUCUGAUAUAGAAACCAUUGUAGAAGAUCCCGAAGCUGAACACAUCGAAACCAUUGGAUCUGAGGUUAUAGAGCAACAAAAGGCUGAAAUAAGCGUUAAUCAGGCUUCAGAGAUGGUUUUGGAAUCCCUGACAGAAGAAGGCAUUCCCAUUACACCACAAUCUUCACCCAAGGACGAAGAAUGUUUGCAACAAGCAACAACUUGCAUCAUUCCAGUACCAGUAUAUGAUUGUGUUGUAAGUGAAUGGAGCACUGCUCGUCCCUCGGAGCAAUGGAUUGACGCGGCAGCAACAGAAUGUUCUAAGUUUGUAGACAGUAUUACAAUAACUAAAGAAAACGAAGCAGUUUUGAGUGAACCUAGUGCCAGUAUUAUAAAUGAAUUAGUAGUAGAUAAACUGCCUGACUCAGUGGAGCCAUUUCAAAUGAAUAAUGCAGAUAGUGCAGAUAUAAACACACAUGAAAUGAUUAGGGGAGAUGACAUUGCCACACCUCCAAUAUCAAUAGUGUGCACAGAGCCUGACAGCUUAGUGAGUACUACCAUCAUAGAAACUCUUCCAACACCUGACGAACCAUUAAUUCGACUAGAUUCAACAGGAGUGGUUGAAGUACGAAAGCGUCACAGUAACAACGAAGAGAAUGGAGAUGCGAUGUGUAACUACACUAGUGAAAUCGAAGAGAAGCGAAGGAUUGAUAAAUCUAAGAGAAGGAAAGGAAUUUAUAUACAGUGGCCAGCAAUCGAUACGAAUAUUGAUCCAGAGUCAGACUCCAACGACAACUAUACUCCGGAUGAUAGCUGGCGACCCGAUAAAUUAACAAUUGAAAAAGAUUCAAGCUUGGAUUUGAGCGGCGAAAGUUUCACUGAUCUCAGUACUAAAGACAUAACUUCCUCGCCAGAAAAAUCCAAGGAAACAGAACUUUUUCAUCGCACCGAUCCUAUUCUGUUAGAUCCCAAUACACCCGAUUCGGAUAUUUCCAGGCCUUCUUGGCCCAAGGGAUCUCGCCGUCAAAGCUUAACUUAUCAAAGUUCAGACGAAAAAGAUGACUCAAUACCGCUCACUACGGUCCCCGUACGAUCCUUCCGAAAUUUGUUCAUGCGCUCCGAUUCGGUAUCUGACAACGAAAGUGAACGAGCCUCAUCGAGAGACCGUACAAGUGCAUCCCCAGCGCCAGUUGGUGGCGACCAUGAUCUCAAGAGAUAUUCGAAAAGGCCUCUGCGAGGUCCUUAUGGUCAGAUGUUGGAAGCGGAAAUGAAGAAACCAUCGAAAGUGCAUUACAAUGAGAUUUUAGAAGAACUUAGCAAACACGAAAGUUCACAUUCGUUUCCUUCGUUUAGUAGAAAUAGAGGUAGUGGCAGCCAAUCGAUGGAUGAAACGAACGAUCGCCAUUCCAGCAAGAUUUUCAAGCCGCGCAAAGCAAGCGCAAAUCUUCCACUUCCAGCACACAGUCGAACAGCAUCAAGUCCAUCUAAACUAGCGGAUAUGAGUAAUAUCGAAAGCCAUCCAUUGGGAAACACAAAACGACACCUAGGAAAUAUUGACCAAAAAAGCACCGAUUCCGACAGGUCCGAAAAAUCUAACGGCAAAAUAGAAUCGAAAAAAUUUUCUCUUGAUAGCCACCUUUCGGAGAAAAGUUCUAGUCAUGAUAAACACAGUAAACGAAGCUCGUCGGGAACGAGUGAUAAGCACCAAAAGCGCAGUUUAGAUGAUACUAGAUAUUCACAUUCGAGUCGAACGCCAUCUGAAAGAAGUUCUGUUUUAAACACACCAGACACUCAGAAAAAUCUAGUAGCAUCUCCAGAGCUGUUAGCUGAGCUGCUCAAGGGUUCCAGUGAAAAGCUCGUAACUGAGCAGCUCACGGGAGGUACUAGUCCAGGCAACGGCAAUAACGCACUUCCUACGGCUGUUUUGAAAUACUUGGACACAAGAACUCACGUCGUGGUAGAGCUGUUUAAUACAGAGAAAUCAUAUGUGGAAUCAUUACAGACAAUCGUCUUGAAAUAUUUAAAUCAACUCAAAUCUCCGGAAAACUCUGGACUAGUAGAUACUCAAACAGUGGACGAAAUCUUCUUCAUGGUUCCAGCCAUCCUCAACAUUCACGAACGUUUCCUUGAGGAAUUAAGAAGACGUCUAGAUGCUUGGGAUCCACUGCAGAAAAUUGGAGACGCGUUUGUAGACGUGUUUUCCCGGCCAGUGAUACUUGAUACGUAUACGUCUUUCGUGAAUAACUGGAAUCGUGCUAAAGAUGCCAUACGUAUAACUAGACAGAAAUGCCCAGCUUUCGCGAGGUUCCUAGAGGCCAUGGCUCGUGAGCAUAAAGGCAAAUUGUCGCUAGAUAAUUUACUUAUAAAACCUGUACAAAAAUUUCCCAACUAUGAGUUAAUAUUGUCAAGACUGAUUAAACACACCAACGUUGAUCAUCCCGAUCAGAAAUUGUUACAAGAAGCUUUAAAAUUAGUACACGACAUUUUGGUGUUUCUCAACUGCAAAGAAAAGGAAGCCUUAGAGAAUGGCCAACGAGAAAAUGCGCUUCGUGAGCUGGAGGGAGUGAUUGAGGGCAUCAGCGACCUGGUGACACCCGAUCGUGCUUUUCUGCUAUUCGAUCUCGUUUCAAUGCCUUCCGGUCAGGCAACUCGCAAGGAACGAGGGUUUUUUCUUUUCAACGAUCUUUUAGUCAUUACCAGUAUUAAACGACGCAGCGGAACAAUAAGAAAAACUAAUUUGAUGUGCCCGGGAAGUGUAGCUUCUACAUUGGACACAAAUAAGUAUAAGUUUCUCACCAAAAUUACGCUUGACGAAUUAGAGAUAGUAAAAUCCAAAGAUGAGAAUGUUCGUCGCAUUAUGAAGGAAAUCGAACAUCUUUCGGAGGAUUCCAAUAAACUGUCUCAGAUGUCAGAACUUGCUUCUAGUUUGAGGAGUCCCCAUCAGUUACUUGAGGAAGCCAUUCGUGACUUACAACGCGAAGUACAGCGGCAACUUUCGGAGAGACAAACCAAUGAUGCUCAAUUGAAUAUUUUAGAACUGACACUUAACUCAUCUAGCGGCAUUCAAAAUAUGACCGCGGUAUUCUCCAAACCAGAUAAGAGAGCUCAAUGGGAGGAAACGUUUACGGAAGCCAAGCAAAAGCUCGCAAGUACUGUCCAGCGGUGUCAAAUCCCUGAGUUUCUUUUAUCUGUACCAAUAAGAAAGACUCGAGCCGGCCUUCAGUUCACAUGUGCCUCCCCAACCCUGGGAAUUCAGCGUGAUGUUUGGGUAUGUAACAGCGACGGAUACGUCGGUCAGGUUUGCGUACUCAGUUUAGUGCCCGAGCCAACAGUUACCAGCUGCAAUGGUGUUUGCAAUGCUAGGAUUCUCUGCGUAGCUUCCGUGCCGGCUGCCGAUAUCAGUUGUUACAAUCAUUCGGACACCAUUGCCAUAACCCAGGAAUCACCAUCGAUAGCUACCACAAUUAAUUCUAUAGUCAAUUCCUCGUCGAAGCCAAGGGAAAAGCGAACGUCCAAAACUGGUGAUGAGUCUAUAGUUAGUAAUGAAAAAAUCUCGAAAAACAUUCAGCUUGACUCGGAUAGCUCUAGCGAAGAAUCGGAGGCGGAAAGUCAACCUGAGAACACAAUUAACCCUGCCGCAGUUCCUGCCACAUCCAACUUACCGAUCAUCCACCGACAGCAAGAAUCUAACACGGAGGAAGCCGACGUACAACAAUCAACCAUGUGGCUAGGAACUGAGGACGGUUGUAUUCAUGUGUACAACUGCACUGAUAACAUUCGAAUUAAGAAAAACAAAAUCAAGAUUCCGCACAUAAGUGCCGUGUAUUCUAUUCUGUACUUAAACAACCAAGUUUUUGUUUCGCUUGCCAAUGGGGAUGUUUGUGUGUAUUCGAGAGAUCAAAAUGGAUGGAACACCACCGCGCCUUUCACAGUGUCUGUUGGUACGGUUACUAAUCCUGUAACAAAAUUAUUAAACGUACACGGGAAACUAUGGUGCGCAAUCCAGGGAUGUAUUAAAGUGCUGAAUACGGUCACAUUACAGGUGGACGAUCAAAUCCAAAUUUCGAACGAUUCGAAACCCGUCACCAAUAUGGCAGUAUUGAAUGAGUACGUCUGGAUAUCUGUGCAAAACUCUGCACAUAUCAAAUGUUGUCAUCAUGAAAGCUUCGAAAUAAUUUUUGAAGUGAAUUUGGCUCCUUCAGUAAACAAAAUGCUAUCAAACUGCGAUGACAUUAUACGUCAGCAUAAAGCUGCCUGUCUACGAGUAACAUCCCUAUUAGCUUGUAAAGAUCUGAUUUGGGUAGGAACCAGUGCCGGGGUCCUGCUCACAAUUGCUGCGUCCACAGUGUGCAAGGGCUCAUCAAUUCCCGCCGUGAUCGGUAUUCCACAUGGCCAUACAGGACAUGUCAGGUUUUUAACAUCCGUAGAUACCCCGGAUAGUGAUGAUUUCCCUAAGGCUCUUCUAAACAAAUCAAUCUCUUCGAAUGGUAAACUAAAUCUCAGCCUACUAGUCAUAUCCGGUGGCGAUGGUUACGAAGACUUCAGAGGUACGGGAAACAACACUAUGAGCGAAAUCGCCGGCCGGGAAGAUAGCACCAAUCAUUUACUUUUGUGGCAGGUCUAGUGUAUUAACUUUUCCUGGAGUUUUGCUUUCAAUGUUCUCAACUGAUUACGACGAUUCCUAGUAAAAUGCUCCUUAAGUGAGAUUGGCAAGCAGGCCUUGCUAUCUUUAUUUGUUUUUUUUUUCUUCUUCAGAUACUUCAUUGAUGCAUCCAUUCAGACAAUAUUAUUUUAAUUUUUAAUAAAUUCUAUGACAAUAAAAACCACCUUCGUGGCUUGAAUUCCAAAGCAGAAACAAUAUUGUGGGAGAUAUUUGUACAUCUUUUAACAUGUUAGUCAACAUACAUAUAUAAAAAAGAGAAAAAUGAAGAUAACGCAUGAUUCAGUCAGUUUUUAAAUGGCCUAAGUCCGGAAACAAAGCGCAAGUGCAAAAUGGUUUCAAUUGUUAUAGUAGUGGGAAUGUUUUUUUUUUUCACACAUUCAUUACAGUGUGGCCUAAGUCCUUCAACAACCGCAUAUAUUAUUACCGUACUGCUGAAAUCAUAUCUGUCGUCGUAAUAAUAUCCAUGCUAUUCACUCGAACAAAACAUAUAUUAAAGCGUUUAAAUGUUAUCACACUUAGAACAAAAUUUUCGCAUGUUUUAUUUGAAUCAAGGUAUGUCUAAAUAUGGAUUGUGAAAUAAAGUUUCCUCUUUAAAAAUAAAUUUGCUUCAAUGAAAUCAUGCGAAAUUUAUAUUUUAAUCGUGAUAAAAUUGAAAUGUCCCUACAUUAGAUGUAGGCAAAUGAACACAACAACAUACCAAAUAUAAUUCAUCCCUAAUGAAUAACAUCUAUGUAAUUUAUUUACCAUCUAAAAUCGACUCCAUGGAAGAAUUGCAAAGAGCCUAAGUAAUAAUGAAUAGCAUUAUCUUUAGAAUGAUUCUAGGUUUCUUUGUAAAACCACUCAUUUAUACAGCGUUUUCGCAAUGUUGAACCAUAUGUAGCAAAUAUUCCAUGAACACAAACAAGUUCAACAUAUUAGAUAAAAGUUAUAUUAAUGUUCAAAAUACCUGAAAGGAUAACACUUAACUGUGUGACAGAGAAAUCUAUGUUUAGCUAAUGUUCAACAAAUUUUUCCGAUGAUAUCGGAUAGCCAAGUAAUAUUAGUCAAAUGAUAAAUUAUUUAUAAAUUAGCUCUUGUAUACAGGUACUCGUGAAGUUAUAUAGAUCAUCAAGUUGUAAUAUCUAUGUAUAACGAAAAUAAAUUGCUGUUACAUAUAAACCACAACAA
Wyeomyia smithii (pitcher-plant mosquito) is the source of this 11167-nucleotide messenger RNA. RefSeq lists its product as uncharacterized. Lineage: Eukaryota; Metazoa; Arthropoda; Insecta; Diptera; Culicidae. The transcript is spliced from 20 exons. Bases 1958 to 9961 code for a protein of 2667 amino acids. Gene Ontology annotation, molecular function: protein binding; guanyl-nucleotide exchange factor activity. Gene Ontology annotation, biological process: actin cytoskeleton organization. The record is from RefSeq and is a predicted model, not a curated record.